AUGUGGAAAGCUCUCGUCUUGCUCGCCCUCUGUACUCACAGCCUUGCGGCUGUCUUGGAAGCUCGCACGGAUGUCAACCUGAACAAACGAUGCUCGGCCAGUUCCACAUUUCCUAGUCCCUCAUCUACCGUCUCCAGCAGCUCUCCGAUUACUGUAGCCGCUGGUGCUACAUACGAUGGUGGAAACAAGCGCUUCGAUAGAGGCUCUGGUGCAUGUACAGGCGAUGCGGAGGGUGGUGACGCUGACGCUGUCUUCAUUGUCAAAGCCGGAGGAACAUUGAAGAAUGUCGUUAUUGGGAAGAAUCAAGCAGAAGGAAUUCAUUGCACAGGAUAUUGCACACUGCAGAACGUUUGGUUCGAGGAUGUGUGCGAGGAUGCCAUCACAAUCAAAGGCGACACUGCCGGGCAAGUCUCUCAAAUCAUAGGGGGCGGCGCGCUCAAAGCAUCUGACAAGAUUAUUCAACACAACGGCUGUGGUACCGUCAAGAUCACAAACUUUUAUGCCCGCACGUAUGGCAAGGUCUACCGCUCUUGUGGCAACCGAAAGGUCAUUGUCAGCGGUGUCGAGGCUCGCGACGGGAAUGAAAUUGUGGGUAUUAAUAAGAACUACGGGGACACUGCGAGUAUCAGCAAUGCCUGCUACGACACUGCGCACCCCUGCGUGAUCUACGACGGCAACUCUACCGGUGCUGAGCCUAAGAAGGUUGGCUACUGCUAG
Serendipita indica DSM 11827 is the source of this 717-nucleotide messenger RNA. The record is from the annotation of a GenBank genome assembly. NCBI's taxonomy places the organism in Eukaryota, Fungi, Basidiomycota, Agaricomycetes, Sebacinales, Serendipitaceae.